Molecule: messenger RNA, 1532 nt
Organism: Podarcis raffonei (Aeolian wall lizard)
Lineage: Eukaryota; Metazoa; Chordata; Lepidosauria; Squamata; Lacertidae
Gene: NT5M
Product: 5',3'-nucleotidase, mitochondrial
Exons: 5
Coding region: 560-1288 (242 amino acids)
Biological process (GO): pyrimidine deoxyribonucleotide catabolic process
Molecular function (GO): 5'-nucleotidase activity
Source: RefSeq, a predicted model, not a curated record
GGCUGCAACCCAGAGGCGCGCGCACCGGAGCGCCAAGCCGCGCCGGGCCACCCCCAGCGCUGCGGAAGCACCUCGAGGACGCGGCGGCGCCCCACGAAGCGCCCUUGUCCGUCGAAAAGGGGGCGAGGAGAAGGAAGCCCGUGCGGAUCUUGCGCGGGACGAGCGCAGCGCACCCGGACCCGCGCCCACCUUCGUUUCCUUGAGCGCCACCCUGCCGCUGCUUUUGCGCAGCCGGCCCGGGUGCCCUCGCCUCGCCUCGCCGCCCUCUCCAUCUCCUCUCCCGGGGCUCCUCUUUGGCUGCAAUUCGGGGCGAGGAAGCAAGAAGGGAGCGGCAGGACUCCGUGCUGCAGCGGCAAUAAUUGCACCAAUAAUAGCAAUUAUCUGCGGGUUUGGCGGACCUCGUGGGGUCCCCAAAUCCGUGCGCCGCAGAGAGACAGAAAACCUGGCGUGAUGCAGCAGACGCAGAAAAGGAGGCUGGGGAUUUGGGAGCACAGCGACGAGGAAGCCUUGAUCCGGCGCCCUUCCCCGGUUUUUUAAGAGAGAGAUUCCGCCCUUCUCCAUGCUAGCCAUGAGCAGCUUCUUCUUGCACCCGCGGCCAGCCCUGCGCGGCUGCUGCGCCCCUUUCCUGGCCUCGGGCGCCGGCUGUUUUGCGCACUGCAGCAGACGCAGCGCCUCUUCGCGCUGCGCCCCCGGCCGCCGCCGGCGCCUGCGGGUCUUGGUGGACAUGGACGGGGUGCUGGCGGAUUUCGAGGGGGGCUUCCUGAAGAAGUUCAGAGCCAAGUAUCCGGAGAAGCCCUACAUCUCCUUGGAGGAUCGCAGGGGGUUCUGGGUCUCGGAGCAGUAUGGGCAGCUGGAAGCGGAGCUGAGUGAAAAGGCAAUUGGCAUUUGGGAGUCAAAGAACUUCUUCCUGGAACUGGAUCCGCUCCCAGGGGCCGUGGAAGCUGUCAAGCAGAUGGCCGAGUUAAAAGAGACCGAUGUGUUCAUAUGCACCAGUCCCAUCAAGAAGUACCGGUAUUGCCCAUACGAAAAGUACGCCUGGGUGGAGAAGCACUUGGGCCAAGAGUUUCUGGAACAGAUCGUCCUCACCCGAGAUAAGACGGUGGUCUCUGGCGACCUGCUGAUCGACGACAGGCCUGAUAUAAUAGGAGCUGAGAAGAGUCCGAGCUGGGAGCACGUCCUCUUCACGGCCUGCCACAACAAGCACCUCCAGCUGCCUCCUCUUCGUCGGAGGCUGCACUCGUGGGCUGACGACUGGAAGGCCAUCUUGGAUAGCAAGCGGGCAUUGUAGAGCUCAUUGGGAGAGUCUCCUCGACGUGCCCGGCUAGGGGCCAGAAUCAGUGGUGCAGGCCCGAAAACCACAUCUUGGCCCCGUGGGGAGAAGCAGGAAAAAACAUGUCUUUGGUUUCAGCUAUGGGGCCAGAGACGAGGGCAGGCUUCCCAAGGAAAAGGAGCUUGGCCAUUCUGCUAAAGCCAUCACAAAAGCUGGGCCACCAAAGGACCUUUGCCAAGCACCCUUCCUGGGUCUGGCUUGG